This is a messenger RNA of Lycium barbarum (goji berry), 2723 nucleotides long. RefSeq lists its product as uncharacterized. The record is from RefSeq and is a predicted model, not a curated record. The transcript has 7 exons. NCBI's taxonomy places the organism in Eukaryota, Viridiplantae, Streptophyta, Magnoliopsida, Solanales, Solanaceae. Bases 114 to 2549 code for a protein of 811 amino acids.
UUUGUUUCAUCAAAAUCACCUAAUUUUCUCUCUCUGUGUUCUGUUCUGUUCUGUUCUGUUCAGUUCUUGUUUUUCAUUCUUCACUUUUCAGCAAGAAACAGAAGCCCUCUCUAAUGGCUGGCGAUCUUGUUUUUACCCCUGAAGAAAUGGUGAUUGAUCAUGGAUUGGGAUACCCAAAAGCCUAUUCGAAUCUCUGUAAAGAUCGGAGUUUUGGUCCUUUCAGCCGUGGCCCUCCUUUCACUUUCACUCCCUAUGCUUUACCACAACAUGAGGUUUUGAGAGCCAAGGAAUUGGAUGAAAUGUUCCCCAUCAUUGAUCCGAAUGCACAACCCAAUACAAAGCCCAAGAUUUUUGUGUCUCUUUUAUGGAAGCAACUCAACCACCUGGGAAAUGCAGGAUUUGAUCCUGAAGUAUUUCGAGUAGACUCAUAUGGCAAUGUUCUCUAUUAUCAUGCUGAUUCUGCUUCACCUCUAGCAUGGGAAAUUGAUCACUGGUUUCCUUGCUCCAGAGGAGGACUAACUGUUCCAAGCAAUCUGAGAAUAAUGCAGUGGCAAGCAUGCAAGAAAAAGAAUAAUAAGCUGGAAUUUCUUAUACCCUGGUGGGAUCUGCAAGUUGGAAUAUCAAUAAACCAGUUUUUGUCCAUCUUUGCUAUAUCGAAUUCAGAUUUCAGGCGUAGAGCAUUUUCUUGGUUGUUCUCUGAAGGUGAAAAUGAAGAACUUAACGCCUCACAAACUGUUGAUUCACAUGUUUUUCCUCAACAUUUUGUUGAAUCAAAAGAAAAGAUUGGCCUCGCUCCAGCAGCUGUUGUUCUAUCUCGAAGGGAGUCUUUUGAUUCUUCCUCAACUCUGAGAUCAUUGGAUAUCAAUAGAAGACCAAGAUCAAACACUCCUAUUGUAGCUUGUAAAAGAUCAAAAACGGAUCUGAAAGAAAAUGAAGAUCCGGGGAUGGUAACCAAUCCAUACCAGGCUAUUGUGAUAGCUAGAGAUUCUUUGAGACACAGAGAAGAGACAGCAAAGAUGCAGGCAGAAAUACAGAGAUUAGAUGAUGAAGUGGGUGAAUUAAAGCAGAAGACUGAAGAGGAGAAAGCAGCAGCACAAGAUUUGGAGCUAAUCCUAACAAAGAAAAGAAGGAGAGCAGAGAAGUGUCGACGACUAGCUGAGGCACAAUCUUCUUAUAGAGCUAUGCUAGAGAAGAUGAUUCGAGAUGCCAUGCACCAGAGUAUUGUGUAUAAAGAACAAGUGAGGUUGAAUCAGGCAGCAGCUAACACCCUUAUGGCAAGACUUGAAGCUCAAAGAGCAAUUUGUGAUUCUGCAGAGAGAGACCUACACAGGAGAUUCAAACAGAGAGAUGAACUCGAGCAACAGAUAAGACCUGAGUGGGACCAAACAAGAAAAAGAUCUAGGAUGGAUGAAUUUCCGGAUGAAGAGGGAGGAGAUGAGAAGACUCUUCUCUUUCUGCCUGGCAGCUGCUCAGGGGCAGAAUUAGAGAAUGAUGAUAAGAGAGUUCUAUGCUUGCCCGAGAUGGAUCCCAAGGACAGUAUGCAUAAGGAGUUAAGAGUAUUUUUGGAGGAAGAGCAGAAAGCAUACGAGGAUAGACUAAAUGGAGGAAAACAGAAAGAAACUCAUCACAGAAUCAGCAUGGGACUGCCAUCUGAACACAGCAACAAGACUAUUGUGCAGGCAAAGGAUGAGGAUCCAGCAGAGGAGAAGGUUCAAAAUUUAGAAAUACAAGAAGAAGGGAUAACAUACAACCCCGGGUUUCCCAUUUUUCAUGAAACUGAAAGAGAGGAGGAGGAGGACGAAGAUAGCAGAAGGCAACGUGGGAAAGGAAAUAUUGAAAAAUGGCUUCAGUUGCUUCUGGACAACUCUCAAGAACCUACCAACAUUCAGACUGCUGAGGAGAAUGAUAGUGGUACGAGAACUCUUAAUGCAGGAGAAGAAGAUGAAACUGAUGAGAUUGAUGGCACAAUAACAAAGCUGAAUUUCAAAUAUCCACAAAAGGAGAUGAAGAUAUCUAAACCUGAGGAGACAGGAUUAGUUGAGGAUGUGAAACAGUCACAGAAGGUGCAAAAUAGAAAGGAAGCUGUCCAAAAUCCAGUAGGAACAAAACGAGAGGAAGUUGUCAAAAUGGCAGCCAGGAAAUCUUUCUCAAACAGCGGAAAUGGGAGAAAGGAAGAAACAACUGAAAUUAAGGGUCAAAACUUACCAUGCAGGAAUCCUCCUCCAUACAGAGCAAUUCCAGACAGGAGAGCCAGUGAUGUAGGUUCUUCUGCUUCUAAGGGAGUAGCAGGGAGAUCUACCAGCUGUGAAAGAACUGAAAGGAAGAGUGAGAAGGAAAAGGAAAGGGAACUCUUGAGGUCGGACAGUGCUAGGUUGUUUAGGCGUAUCCCGUCCUCCCCAUCUCUCCUCUUGAGUGGCAUGAAAAAGAGAGUGGAUUGCAUAAGGAAGAAGCCCUCAGUUGUUGGUGAUGAUAGUGAUGAAGGACAGGUAGGAGGUAACGGCUUCAUAAGGUCAUCCAUCAAAACAAUCAAGAGAGCAGUGAAGAUGUAGGGGCCUGGAUAUAGAACUAAGUUUUUCAUAUUAUCACCAAAAUGAGUGUGUGAAUGGUGCUUUGUGCUUGAUUUCUUUGUACAAUAGUGUACUCUAUUAUUCUUUUUGAAAGAUUUGUAAUAACAGCUAGUUGUUUGACAAAAAGAUCUCUAAUAAAGUGGUUAUAAUGAACAA